Molecule: messenger RNA, 2316 nt
Organism: Necator americanus (New World hookworm)
Lineage: Eukaryota; Metazoa; Nematoda; Chromadorea; Rhabditida; Ancylostomatidae
Exons: 23
Coding region: 1-2316 (771 amino acids)
Cellular component (GO): plasma membrane; cytoplasm
Source: RefSeq, a predicted model, not a curated record
AUGGAGGAGACGACUAACGUCAGUCGGAUGCUCGAUAUGAGCGGACGACUGGAUUGUCAUUCUUUUUUUUUCUGGAUUUUUACUGCCUCCUCUCGUGAAAUUUUCACUACCAGAACUAAAUUCAUAGCAGUAAACAACUAUCAGGUAACAAAAAUGUCGAGCUCAACGAUGGAAGCCACGCAACAGAAGGUAAAGAACGCUGUCGACUCUAUGAUUGACGAAAUGGAUCGGGAUUAUUUACGCGAUAUGCAGAAACAAAUGUUUCUUUGUUCGGCAAAAUGUUGUGAACACAAGGCCAGUAGUCGUGAAGCAGUAGAACAUUGCGUUGAGAAAUGUAAUGUUGGUAUGAAAAACGCUCAGAAGACUUUGGAAAGGGAACUCGGAGGGUUGCAAGAUCAACUGUCUCGUUGUGCUAUGACGUGCUACGACAAACUGGUUCAGAAGUAUGGUCCUGAUGUGAAUAAAUACACUGAAACUCAGAUGCUACAAUUCAACGAUAGCCUGGAUAAAUGUAUUGCAGUAUGCGCUGAUGAUCAUAUAAAACUUAUCCCUGAAAUUAAGAAACGUUUUGCAAAAAAUGCCGCGAUGACCGCCUUUCGAUUACUCCUCGUGUUGUCCACUGUACAAACGUCUUGGAGUCUCGUGAAAAAAGUCCCAGUCCAAUUCGGCCGAGUUUGUGCGUUCGGUGACUUUAAUGGCGACCGCAACACAGAUAUCCUGGUACAACGUGGGACAAACUUAACCGUUUUGCUACAGGAUAAUGAGUUACUAAAUGUGCUUGAAGAAGGUGUAUUCAAGAACUCGACGACGUUUCGAGUAGGAGAUGCAGCUGUUGAAUGCUCUCUUGGUGAUUUUAAUGGCGAUACAAAAUUGGACAUUUUGGUAUCCAUGAAAAAGCGAGCCGAUUAUUACCACUCAGUUUGGAUUUCAACGGCUCUUCGUGAUUCUUUUGUGGAGCACAAACUCCCCGUUCUUUCUUCGCAAGCUCUAGCAAUUGAUGUUGAUGGAAACGGUUGGCAUGAUGUCUUAGGUUUUUAUCCAAAUGGAUCCAUGUACUGCAUAACAUUCAGCCGUGAUGGAAGCCCAGCAAUCGAUUGUAAUUAUCUCUUCCCGGGAUUCAUCCGAGUGGACCCGUAUCCUGGUGUUCCACAUUUGUUCGCUGACUUUACAGGUGAUCAUUUGGCGGAAAUUGUAUUUAUGGAUUCAACAGUCACCGGCAGUGGGAAGUUCCUUACACCACGAAUGUGGGGUCGCUUCAAGAAUGGUUGGAGGGAAACACCAACUGUCAUAAGUCAGAUACCUGGAGAGCAUCAGUUCGUUGGGGCUCCAAUGGCUGCAGAUUUUGAUGCAGACGGUUUAAUUGAACUGCUUGUGCCGAUAUGUCGAAAAGCGGAUUGCAAACAGGUGACUGAGUUUGCUAAUUGGCAGUACACACGUGGAUGGUCAACAAAUGCAUUCGAUCUGCAGAAUUUCAACAUUCUGUCCGAUGAAGAUUCGUUGAUGCUUUUCCGAGUGGGAGAUUUUUCUCUUGAUGGUUAUCCAGAUCUUGUGGCUACACUGGUGAUUGAUAACAACCCAUGCACGAACUGCGACAGAAAUGGAACAAGAAGAUUCGAGAUCAAUAAGAGUGUUUUCAUUCAACCGAAGGAGGUAGCUCUAGGAGAGAUAAAAAUGGCUUCCUUCUUUGACCUGAAGGAAGAUGGAAGUCUUGACAUUCUCAUUGAAUAUAAGCCAUUCGAAGGGGACACGAAAUUCAGUUUCAUUCCUUGUGACGACAAAGGUGAUGUCACCUUCCUCAAAGUACAAGUGUUUACAAAUGUUUGCGGUAAACGUUGCGAUCCCACUUCCAAAGAAUUAGGAUCCGGUGUGAGCUGGGGCGGCGCUUGCGCAAGUUUCAGUAUGUCUGAUGGGUGGGGUGGAUCUCUGAAAAGCUCUGCCUGCCAAAUCCCAGCCACUACACACCGUGCUCUGGCACCUCCCUACGUGUUGUUUGGUUUGGGAAGAAGUCCUAAUUUCGUGGAUGAGUUAACCAUCGGAGCACCACGUUAUUCGGAUGGUUUGGCUGUUCGCCAACACACUUUGAAACAAAUUGUGCCCAACUCGAGAAUCGUCGUCAUUCCACCGGAAGAGGGUUCACAUUGGUUGACGCGGUUGUAUGUGACGCCUUCGCAACUCAUUCUUCAGAGCUUAGCGGUGAUCGCCUUAGUAUGUGCAAUGCUGCUUAUUGUCGUUGCGUUCUUGCACUAUCGAGAAAAGAAGGAGGAUCGGGUGGAACGACAACAACAAUCUCAUCGGUUUCACUUUGACGCUAUGUAA